UAAACCGUGGCUGCAAUUUAGUGUGUUUAAUAAAGAAUAUAACAAGAAAAUGUUAAAAACAUACAUCGUGAAUAGUUAAAAUAAAAAAUAUUUGCAGAUGACGGUGUUGACUGUUGAUAAGCUAACGAAUGCAAUAAUUUAAAAAUAAUGAUGAAUAAUUUGCAGUUGUUUUUCCUGAAUUUGUCAAGUGUUUUGCUGUUAACGUGUGGAAACAAGAACGUUCCAUUUUAUCAAAUAGAAGCAGUUGUUGGUGAAACAGUACACUUACCAUGUGAUACAACUACUAAUUCUGCCGAUGAAGCCAACUUGAUACUUUGGUAUCGGGAGGAUAAAGGAACUCCCAUAUACAGCGUUGACAUUCGAGCUGGAAUAUCAAAAGUUGCAAGGCGAUGGUCAGAUGAAACCGCUUUUGGAGACAGAGCCCAUCUUACACUUGAUAAGGGGCCGUGGAAGUUAACUAUUCGCAAUAGUCAAGUGUCUGAUACUGGAGCGUAUAGAUGUCGGAUAGAUUUUGAGAAGUCACAAACGCAUAAUUGUCGAAUCGUAUUGACGGUAAUAGCUUUGCCUAAGGAGGUCAUCAUUCUAGACGAAAAGGGUGCUAAGCGCUCUACCGUAGUUGGACCUUACAACGAGGGUGAUUUUGUAAUACUUUAUUGUGAAGCUGUCGGAGGCACUCCUAGAUCGGAAUUGACGUGGUUUUAUGAAGACAUCCAAAUAAAUUCAGAAAUAUAUGCUAAUGUCGACACUAAGUCACUCCAAAAUGUUAUAAAAUUCGGGCCCUUAAAAAGAGAACAUCUUAAUGGACGCCUCUGUUGUCAAGCGAUGAGCCAUAUAAAAUCGGCGGCUGUUGAAGCGAUGGUACAAAUUGAUAUGAAUUUUCCACCCGUGGGUAUUCGAUUACUUGGUGCACACCAGCCGCUCUCUGCAGGCCACCGAUAUGAUCUUUUAUGCCAAAGUGCCGGAGGUCGACCACCUGCUGUCAUAACUUGGUGGGAAAAUGAUAUUCGAUUAGAAAAAACCACGGAAACUAUAUCAAGCGAUGGAAAUCAGACAACAAGUACAUUAUCAAUUACUUUUGACAAAUCUGAUGCCGGGAAAUAUCUCUCAUGUAAAGCAUAUAAUCUUGUUAUAACAGCACCACUGGAAGAUGGCUGGAUGCUUGAUAUCCAAU
Molecule: messenger RNA, 1171 nt
Organism: Rhagoletis zephyria (snowberry fruit fly)
Lineage: Eukaryota; Metazoa; Arthropoda; Insecta; Diptera; Tephritidae
Product: titin-like
Source: RefSeq, a predicted model, not a curated record